ACGUUGUAUUUUAACGUGUUACAACUUAACGUCAACUUACUGUUAUCUUUCGAGAAAUACAUAAUUAUUUUUUAUUGAUUCAUAUUAAAUGAUAUAUGUGACUGUCAUCGUUUUUGAGUUUGAUAAAAUUGUGUGAUCAUUUUUCUUUGUAACGGUUGUUUUAACAUGUGUAUGUCAAAAAUGUGAAGACCCUAAGGAAGGUUUUAUCAGUCUCAUGGAGUGAUUUAUAUAAAAAAUAAGUGUUCUGAAAGUGAUCUGUUUUGUUUUGUGUGUAAAUUAUUUUAAUUCAACUUCGAAAUGGUGGAUAUAAGUUCAAUUAUCGAAGGGACCGUUAAGUUUCGAGAUGGCAAAAAGUGGAAAUCGAGAUGGUGCGUCAUGAGGAAAUUGUCUCCAGUAGCAGAUUGUCUUCACCUGCAAUUGUAUCGCGAUUCAAAAGAUCGUUACAAACAAGGACAGACCAAAGCAUCAUUGUCGUUACAGCAUUUUCUUGGUGCCGAAACUGGAUUCACAUUAGACAAAGAAUCAAAUACCGUUGCCAUCAUUUGCCAAGAUGUUAUAGUGGUUUUAGCAUUCGACACACGCGAAAGACUUAUACAAUGGCAGGUAAAGAUAGCAGGUCAUCUUGGAGAGGAUCAACAGUAUCUCGUUUUAGUAUCGUCUGCACCAUCAAAAGCGAAAGUGACCUCUGGUCCAGCACGAAUGCACGUUCAAGAUGGAAGAUUUUGCCUCACAACUGGAGUCCCACCUAAACUAGCAGGCCUAUGGGAAAUCGGUAAUCUAAGACGGUACGGUGUCGUGGACGGUCGUUUUUGUUUUGAAGGAGGAUCACUUUGCGGUAAAGGUGAAGGUUUAUAUAUAUUACUUACCGAUCAAGGUGAAGAUAUUACCCAGGCAUUGAAAAUGGCAGCUCAAGGAAAGCUUACAACCCGUAGACGUGCAACGAUGUCUCGAAAAUUAGCAGGCUUGGAAAGUCCUCGUAAAACUUCGGUCGGCCAUAGUACAUUGAGAUGUCAAGAUGAGUCUUGCACAUGCGCCUCAAAUAGUGGAUCUCCAUCAUAUUGGCCUUCACAAGAAUCUCAAGGUUUGCCUACGAUGAUGCAACAUCAUCCACAGCAUCAUGACCUAGAUUGCAAUUAUGGUUGUGGUGACACAGUUUCUGUAAGCGAUAUGCAGGAUUCUGGCGGUUUGCAUAAUGAAACAUGGGCAUGCGGUGACACCGAUCGCAACAUAAGUGGCAUGAUGGGAGGCAACAUUGGUUUGGAACGUUGUAUGAGCUGUAUCAGUAAAUUAGGAGCUCCUACGAUGUCUAGAUCAUCGACGGUUACAACAAGUGGUGGUGCGACACCUGGUGGUGAUACGGCAUUCAGUCCAGGAUGGGGCGAACGAGCCGCUCAACAACAACAUGCAAUUCAACAGCAACAACAACUACAAAUGAACCGUCAACAGCAAUUGUUAAUUCCACAAAAUCCAGGAGAUAGGUCAUCACUUUGUUCUCAUGGUAGCAGUAGUUGCAAUAGCGAAUAUUCUGUACCUCGGUGCACGAACACGGUCUGUCAGCAAAGCGGAAAUGACACAUCGUCUUCAUGGUAUGAAAGGAUACCUGCUCCAUCAUCUGUAGCUGGCGUUUCUCCGAUUCCAAAACCUUGUCAGUGUGGCUGUCAACCGCCAUCCCGGCCUCCAAAACCCGCCCAAAUGUCGCAAAAUACACAAAAUACUACGAAUAUUAAUUCACCAACAAGACGGCCUAAACCUCCUAUGCCGCUUCCUAUAGUGCCAGUCCAGCUUAAACCAGUAAAAUCAGGUGAUAAUUGCUCUUGUCGAGUAAUUGCUUCUGCUACAAAUAAUCCAAAAGUUGGGCCUUACGAAAACUACGAUACACCAAAAAUUCCUGUACCAGUCGAAUCGAAAACUCCAGAUGCCAAGACACCAGAUCCUCAACGAAAUACUACUUUUGAAGAUGAAUAUUACGACACUCCUAAACGCCUAAAGGAAAGCCUCGCAGCAUCUGCUGGCAAUACGUGUGAAAGUCCUGAUCAAUUUGGAAAUUAUGAUACACCUCCUUCUCUUAUGAUGGGUGGCACUUGUUUGCUGAAAAUUACUAAGAUGAAUGAAAAUACUCAAGAGGAAACUAUUAGGGUAGCGGGUGGAGCUGAAUGUCCUUGUCAACGCGUAAUGAGUUGGGCCGAUAAUUGGAUUCCACUAGGAUAUUGCCGUAGAGGAUAUGGCAUGGAAAAUACUGCACUCAACUACCGACUAAAAGUUAACGGGGAAGGUCGGAUGCCAUUAGUUAUUACUCAGCCUUGUGCUGAUUCAGCUAUUUAUGCAACAGUAGACAAAUCGAAAAAAAUGAAUCGACGAAAUACAGUGGAUUGUGCCUGUUCCUCAUCUGAAAUAGAAAAGGAUAUUGCAUCUAAUUAUGAAAAUAUUGAACCUGUUUGUAUGUCAAGUAAUAACAAUAAGAAUGUUGAAAGAAAUCAAUCUUCUGAUAAUGCUAACUAUGCCAACAUAGAAUUUGCCCAAUCACUUGAGCACUACGAAAAUGCUAAAGGCGUUCUAAGGAAAGCUGGCAUUACUUCUGAGGAAUUGCAAGCAUUGCAAAAUGAGAUUGUUUGUAAUAAAUGCGGCCAUGCCAAAGAAGAAGUGAACGAAUCCAACGGAGUAGCUGAGGAAGAGUCUGUGCAAUCGACAAAUAUAACUACUGGCGAUGAUUAUCUUAUGAUGGAACCAAGUAGCAGGAUAAACCAUGGAAAGAAAAAUGCAGGUUUUCCUGGUUAUAUUCCCAUGUCACCUGCUCAAGGUUUCACAACUAAAACAGAAUUGUUAAAGCAGCGAGUCUGUAGACUAAUGUCUGGUGAAAAAUCAGCUAGUAAUCCGGCGUUGACGGCGGUUGGUCCAGCUGUAGAUCGGAGCAGAAAAAGAGCAGAGUCAGAAAUGAGAGUGCCAGGUUCCGCAAUGAUGCUGCAUCAAGUAUAUUCACGACGGCAACUUAUGGAUUCUGGCGAUUCCUUAGUUACUAAGCCAUCUAUCACUGGCCAACUAGCUCGAAAAAGAUCUAGCUCUGCGGAUUCAUCAAGGUAUUUAGAAGAUGUCGAGGAAUUUAGCGGAGCAAAUUCUUCACUAAGCUCACCUUCAUCUGAAACUCUUAGAAAAAGUUCUAUACAUUCACUUAUAUCUCACGAAGAGGAUGAUGGAAGAAGGUCUAGUUCACCUUGCCUUUUACAUAGGGAGAUUGAGUUACCUUGCUGUCCAGAAGCUGCAAAAGCUUCUGAUGAGACUGUUAAUAUUCGAAGAUCAUCCAGCGUGCCCUGUAAAUCUGGCCAGAAUCGAGAUUCUUCUAGUUCCAACGAUUCAGGCGUAUCAACGGGGUCACUAAAACAGCGAGAAUACGAAUUGGAGACAGCGGCAUCACCAACGACGGGUCGACGGAGACGGUUACUUGGAAAUACUGGACAAGCGUCAGUAAGAGCAGGAAGCGUGAGGGGUGUUGGCAAUUCAAGUUCGAACUCUAAUCAGCCUCCCAGAAGAUCCAGAUCUUUCGAUCCGCUUGGCGAAACGGGAUUGCAAUUGGAACAACAGCAGACCAAGUCUUCAUCUGCUGAAGCUGAAAUUCCAAUAUGCACUACGAAGGGUGUUAAAGGUUACGGUAAUAGCGGCGAUGGCAGCGCUCUGGGGCCACCUUAUAUGGAUUCAAGGAGUACGUCUAGCGGUACCUCAGAUAUGUCGGACUAUAUUGAAACUUUGUCAUUAUCUUCUCAUAGCUCUUCUGAUGCACCUGACAGUUUAAGGAUGCAACCGGCAGGUCAAUUCGGUCGUCAAGCAACAACGACGCUGCGACCUCGUUCAGGAAAGGAAUACCAGAACAUCGAUCGUGCGGCUCUGAUAUCAUCGGGCGGAGCAGGCGGCUCGUAUGCUGGCAUCGCCCCUGUGCUAGAAAGCCCGCGUGAAUCACCAAGCCCUGGUUACAUGAGCGGAUCAUCGCCCACCAACGACACGCCGAUUGCUGGCACUCCUACCAACACUGCCUAUAAGAUCAAAUCGGUCAUUUCUCAGCAGCCUAUUCAGUAAAGAAUUAAAUAUUGUAGAUGUAACUGAUUAACAUUAAUUUUGUGUUGCAAGAAAAGAG
This is a messenger RNA of Ctenocephalides felis (cat flea), 4123 nucleotides long. RefSeq lists its product as uncharacterized. The coding region runs from base 298 to 4065 and encodes 1255 amino acids. The record is from RefSeq and is a predicted model, not a curated record. Lineage: Eukaryota; Metazoa; Arthropoda; Insecta; Siphonaptera; Pulicidae. The transcript has 13 exons. Gene Ontology annotation, molecular function: protein kinase binding. Gene Ontology annotation, biological process: positive regulation of protein tyrosine kinase activity; neuromuscular junction development.